GUGCUUUAGUUCGCGGUCACCUGAGCUCUGGCAACUCGGCUGCGGCAGGCUUGGGGGAUACUCGCCCUCCGCGGGUUCUGUCUGGCGACCCCGCCUUCUUCUCUUGUUCAUCGGCUCCGCCAUCCCGAACACUCCAAAGGCCUGUCCGUUCUCUCCUGUCCUUUCCCAGUCGCGGGCCGGACCGGGCCGAGCCGGGCAGCACGGGAGCGGUUUCUGACCAUGGCGUCCCUCUUCAAGAAGAAAACCGUGGAUGAUGUAAUAAAAGAACAGAAUCGAGAGUUACGAGGCACACAGAGAGCUAUAAUCAGAGAUCGGGCAGCUUUAGAGAAACAAGAAAAACAGCUGGAAUUAGAAAUUAAGAAAAUGGCCAAGAUUGGUAAUAAAGAAGCUUGUAGAGUUUUAGCCAAACAACUUGUACAUCUAAGGAAACAGAAAACAAGAACUUUUGCUGUAAGUUCAAAAGUCACUUCUAUGUCCACACAAACAAAAGUGAUGAAUUCCCAGAUGAAGAUGGCAGGAGCAAUGUCUACUACAGCAAAAACAAUGCAGGCAGUUAACAAGAAGAUGGAUCCACAAAAGACAUUACAAACAAUGCAGAAUUUUCAGAAGGAAAACAUGAAAAUGGAAAUGACUGAAGAAAUGAUCAAUGACACACUCGAUGACAUCUUUGAUGGCUCUGAUGAUGAAGAAGAAAGCCAAGAUAUUGUGAAUCAAGUUCUUGAUGAAAUUGGAAUUGAAAUCUCUGGAAAGAUGGCCAAAGCUCCAUCAGCUGCCCGAAGCUUACCAUCUGCAUCUACUUCAAAGGCUACAAUCUCCGAUGAAGAGAUUGAACGGCAACUCAAAGCUUUAGGAGUAGAUUAAUCAAAAAAGCCAUUAUAUUUUGCUUAUUAUAAUUUUUUAGUAUAAACCAGGCACAGUGCAGAUUCCUUUUACAAAACACAUUUAUUUUGCAAAAAUGAAGACCAUGAGUAAACAGUUGUUUCCUAACCCAUGGCUAUUUUGAAUCUUUUGCCAAAGAAUGACAAUGAUAUACAAAUGGGAACAGUUUGGAUUUUAAUUAGAACUGUUUAGGGUGAUGAUAUGUAAAAAGUUGACUUCUUUUCUGCAUGGCAUAUAGAAUUUAUAUACAUUACUUAGUGUAGUUUAUGUUCUUAAGUCUUUUUACACUGAAUACAAAUCUUGUUAAAGCCACCAGGCAUGGACUUAAAGAGACUUGUAAAAAUAUUAAAAUAUGUCAUUAAUUCCGUAUCUGUUACUUGUUCUUUGUAAGUGGUAUGUGUUAUGACCAUAGGCCAAAUUAUUUUUAAGUCAUCUAAAAGAAAAGUGCUAUUUAAACAUCUGUCUUAAAAACUGUUAA
Sus scrofa (pig) is the source of this 1357-nucleotide messenger RNA. RefSeq names its product charged multivesicular body protein 2B (gene CHMP2B). The record is from RefSeq and is marked validated. Gene Ontology annotation, biological process: vacuolar transport. NCBI's taxonomy places the organism in Eukaryota, Metazoa, Chordata, Mammalia, Artiodactyla, Suidae.